AUGUCUGAAGAAAACAAAUCAAACACAACAAUUAAAGUUGAACCGAACGAAUAUCCUCAAAUUAAACAAGAACUUAAAGAUUAUGAAAAUACAACAGAUACAUACAAUGGAGAGGAAUCAUUGGUGGUCAAACUUUUGGGUAUGGUUACAAGGUUUUGCAGUGGCGUCGCACCACAUUUUCCAAUGAAAAAAGUUAUAUUACUUUUGUGGAAAGUAAUUCUAGUGACACUUGGGGGAUUGACACAUAUAUAUCGCGAACGGGCUGGUUUAUCAAAUAAUUCAGAAGAUACCAUAGAAGUAACGCGAAACAUGAGGGCUUGUUCACCACCAACAAGUGCAGCUGAUUUAAUUGAAGCACAAAAUCCUAAAAGAAACAGCAGGCCAUUCAGACGGAGUUUGAUUAAACAAAGUUCCCUCGACGAGCAGCAAGAUCCAACCUUACUAGGACUAGAUGUAGAUUGUCCAGGAGGUCCUGAACCCGAUGACGAAUUGGGAGAAUUUGGUCGCACUCUGGAUGCUGAACAAGGAACCGUCGGAUCUAAUGACCAGGUUUUCACAGGUGCUGAUGGUGAGAUUCAGAACGACAGGGACACUACGAUGGUUGAUGAAAAGGCUCCUGGACCUGCUGGGCAGCAGCCUAGUCUCGAUAGGCCUGGGACACCUGUACCAGCACCCAAGGGUUUACCAUGGAUGCCUAAAGUGCGUCAAAAAGACGUAGAGACUUUCCUGGACGCCUCCAGAAUGAAAUUCAUCGGUUACACUUUGCACAAUGAUCAAGAAAGUACUGCAGGUUUACCUCAACCUAUACAUGAAGGCAUCAGAACACUAAAACGGCAUAUGUACGUCAGCUUAGCAGAGAUCCAAAUAAAGCGUGAGGAAGAGAUGGCAAGGAAUCCACUGUCUUCCAGUGAAGGAGAAGUUCCAGCGACUCCGACAGAAUUAUUGUACCAGGCCAUACUUCCAAAUUUACCCCAAUAUAUGAUAGCACUGCUCAAAAUACUAUUAGCAGCUGCUCCUACCAGCAAAGCAAAAACAGAAUCGAUCAAUAUAAUGGCUGAUGUGCUACCAGAAGAAAUGCCAAUGACUGUUCUGCAAUCAAUGAUUUUAGGAAUAGAUGUCAAUCGACACAAAGAGAUUAUUGUUAAAGCCGUGUCGGCUAUAUUAUUAUUACUUUUGAAACAUUCAAAAUUGAAUCACAUAUAUCAGUUUGAGUUCAUGUCGCAACAUUUAGUGUUCGCGAAUUGUAUACCGCUAGUUCUCAAGUUUUUUAACCAGAAUAUAAUGGCUUAUGUUGGGGCAAAGAAUGUAAUUCCCAUAAUGGAUUUUCCAACGAGCGUUAUAGGAGAGCAGCCAGAAUUAACAACUGAUAUUUUGGAAAUUGGAAUGUUACACAUCACAGCACAGUAUUCAUGGAGGAAUUUAUUUUCUUGUAUAAAUCUUUUAAGGAUUUUGAAUAAGUUAACUAAAUGGAAACAUUCACGCAUAAUGAUGCUGGUUGUUUUCAAAUCAGCCCCAAUUCUAAAACGAACAUUAAAAGUACAACACGCAAUGAUGCAAUUGUAUGUAUUGAAAUUGUUGAAAAUGCAAACGAAAUAUUUAGGACGCCAAUGGAGAAAAUCGAAUAUGAAAACUAUAAGUGCUAUUUAUUCUAAGGUCAGGCACAGAUUGAAUGAUGAUUGGGCCUUUGGAAACGAUUUGGAUGCCCGUCCCUGGGACUUUCAAGGCGAAGAGUGCACCCUUCGAGCCUGUGUCGACAGAUUCAAUAAUAGGAGGUACCUAGGCACCCCUGUUGAUGUCGAAAUGGAACCUGUCGAUAAUUGCAUCAACAGUGUCCUGGGCAAUUCUCAAAAUGAAGAAUUUGUCCAAUUGCCUGAUGAAUUUAAACAGCAUUACGAAUUGUGGCUGCAGCAGGAGGUCUUCAACAACGACAUCAAUUGGGACACUCUUCUGGUUUCUGCAGAAAUAUAAUAAACGAUAAUAAAGGAUAAUAAAGGAUAAUAAAGGAUAAUAAAGGAUGAUAAAGGAUAAUAAAGGAUUUAUUUAAAAGAAAGGAGUUGAAUGAAUAGAGAAGGUAUUUAUCGAGGAGAUAAAUGAUUUAAAAUUGAAUAAAGAAAGUAUUCAUUAAG
Ctenocephalides felis (cat flea) is the source of this 2126-nucleotide messenger RNA. Its product is annotated as striatin-interacting protein 1 homolog. The record is from RefSeq and is a predicted model, not a curated record. Gene Ontology annotation, cellular component: cytosol. The transcript has 10 exons. Gene Ontology annotation, biological process: cytoskeleton organization. Bases 1 to 1968 code for a protein of 655 amino acids. NCBI's taxonomy places the organism in Eukaryota, Metazoa, Arthropoda, Insecta, Siphonaptera, Pulicidae.